CGCGCAUAUAUAAAUGAUCCAUGCCUUACCCAUCCGAAGGCACGUAGGCAACUUGUUGAGAGCGAAAGCAGAACAUUUCAAUAACCUAAAUAAGAUGUUGUCAUCUCGAGCACUGAUCCGUGUGCUGAAGCCCGGCGUGUGGAGAAGCCUUUCCAGCACCAACGCCCUCGGUGGAGCCCACGCCAAAGCUCUGGAUGCUCUUGAUGCGUCUGCUCCGCAGUACAACAACUGUGUGGACAUCCCUCUGCCUGACGUGCCCUUCGUGAGGGUGCCCAAUGCAGAACAGAGGCAGCUGAAGGAGAAGGAGAAGGGGCCAUGGACCGGCCUCAGCAACGAGGAGAAACUCUCAUUGUACAGAAUGUCGUUUCAGCUGACGUACCCUGAGAUGAAGAGGGGGUCGGGGGAGUGGAAGUCUGUGGUGGCGGGGGUCAUCUGGUUCCUGGGCUUCUCUGGACUGCUGGUACUGUGGCAGCGCAUCUAUGUGUAUGGAGACGUCCCUCACACUCUCUCCGAUGAGUGGGUAGCGCAGCAGACUCAGAGGAUGCUGGACAUGCGCAUUAAUCCAGUGGAGGGCUUCGCAUCCAAGUGGGACUAUGAGAAGAAGCAGUGGAAAUGAAGGAGUGUGUUUACUUCGAUGAAAGUACUUUCUGAUGAUUGUAUUGUGGUAAAAAAAAAAAAAAAAACCUCUGCUGUUAAGCCUUAAAAAUCUGACGGUUACACAUUUCAAAUGCGCACACAAUAAACAGUUGGCCUAUCCAUAAUAAAGU
Molecule: messenger RNA, 767 nt
Organism: Engraulis encrasicolus (European anchovy)
Lineage: Eukaryota; Metazoa; Chordata; Actinopteri; Clupeiformes; Engraulidae
Product: cytochrome c oxidase subunit 4 isoform 1, mitochondrial
Exons: 5
Coding region: 14-616 (200 amino acids)
Biological process (GO): mitochondrial electron transport, cytochrome c to oxygen
Source: RefSeq, a predicted model, not a curated record